AUGAGAGUCCCGAAGCCGGAGCCAAAAUCGAGAAAAUGGCCGAUGCUGACUCGGUUGUCUAAGCGGGCCGCAGAGACAGAGCCAGCCCCAGGGUCAGAGCCAGCCCCAGAGGCAAAGAAAGCCGCAGAGACAAAGCCUGCUCCAGAGCCAGCCUCAGAGGCAAAGAAAGCCGUAGAGAUAAAGCCAGCUCCAGAGCCAAAGCCGGACCGCGAACCAAUGCACGAGGAGGCCAAGAUGGAGAUCGAAUCCGUUCUGGAGUCCGACUCCAGCGAUGAGCAUGAGCCCUCCCCGAAAUCCUCUUCAGUGAAGAUCCCUAAACUGAUUCCGUUUUCUAAGCCGGCCCCAGAGACAAAGCAAGCCGCAGAACCAAAGAAAGCCGCAGAGACAAAGCCAGCUCCAGAGCCAAAUAAAGCUUCAGAGCCAAAGAAAGACGCAGAGCCAAAGAAAGCCUCAGAGCCCAAGCCGGCCCGCAAACCAAUGCACGCUUCAGCGCCCAAAGACGACAGCGAUUCAAGUGAUUCUGAUGAUUCCUCUGAUGUGGAACUUGUUUCGGACUCGCGGGUUCCGUUGGCUUACAUAGAUUUAACUUCGGACACGGAAGACGGUAAGAAGGCACUGUAA
Drosophila serrata is the source of this 621-nucleotide messenger RNA. RefSeq lists its product as uncharacterized. NCBI's taxonomy places the organism in Eukaryota, Metazoa, Arthropoda, Insecta, Diptera, Drosophilidae. The record is from RefSeq and is a predicted model, not a curated record.